This is a messenger RNA of Linum trigynum, 1509 nucleotides long. NCBI's taxonomy places the organism in Eukaryota, Viridiplantae, Streptophyta, Magnoliopsida, Malpighiales, Linaceae. The record is from the annotation of a GenBank genome assembly.
AACUGCUUCUUCCUUCCCUCUUAAUAGCUCUCCUUCUUGGCAGGGAGGCAUUAAAAACCCACUCUUCGUGGUAGCUAUCCUUCUUUUCACUUGUUCCAUCAUCUUUAUUGAAGCUCCUGGUCACAAGGACGAGCUCUGCCUCACCAUUAACUCUGGCUCUUGGCUCAACAUAAUCUCCCCAAAGUACAGAGAUAGGAGACGCUGGAUUGCUCUGUUGACUGAGUUUAAAUCUGCCAUGUUUUCUCCUUUUCUUGACAGGGGCUCUUGGCUCAAUGGAUUCCCUUCUCUGUACUCGAAUAGUGUAACAUUGCUUGUAGAACAGCUUUUUGGACCCUCUUUCUUCUUCUUCCCUUCUGUUCUUCUUCUUAGUCUGACACGAAAACCAAAGCCACCACCAGUCCGGUGGUUUCCAAACGGCCCCUUUCUUUGUAUCAGUAGCAGAGUAUCCCCUGUGUUGUCUAGUCUCAUCCCGAAUUUUUGCUACUGGAGCAUAACAGUCUCCUUCCCCCUCUAGACUGACACUAUACCGAGAAAAAUCUUUGCAAACAUCUGAGCGGAUCUCUUGUAGCCUCUCUGUUAGAGCUGGAAGAGUCCCACCUAAGGGGACGGAAAGAGAACCGUUAGAAGGUUCAGAGAAGACGAUCGUUAGAGAGAGAUGAGAGAGACAUAACAGAUGGAAACUUUUUGUAGGAGAGGCGACGUAGCAGUUGAGAAAGAGAGCACCACCGCCAAACCAAUCGCUCGAAUCUAAACCCUUCCCGCUCCAUUCUCUCUCUCAUACUUUCUCUGCGCUUGAAUCGCAGCAUCCCUACCAUGACUCGCGGAAAUCAGCGGGAAAAGGAUCGCGAAAGAGCUCAGUCUCGCAACCCUAAGGGCGGCAAGGGCAAAGACGAUGGCUUGACCCCUGAACAGCGCCGCGAGAGGGACGCCAAGGCUCUGCAGGAGAAGACGGCCAAGAAAGCGGCACAGGCCGCCGGGGGAGAAUCUUCCGGAGGUAAAGCGAACGCCAAGAAAAAAAAACUAGGGCAUUGAUCGGAUAACUAUUUGUUUGUUUGAUCUUUUUUUAACCAUGACUACGAAUUGAGUUCUGGAGCUUCUUAUAUCCAAACCCUGCCUUUGUGUACACUAAUUUAAUAAGUGGAGAGCUAUGAAGCCUGAGGUCCGUUUUUCUGUUGAUGGUGGAUGUGGCGUUGAUUUCUCAGCUCCUGUUUUUUGCUUGAACUGGUUGAUAGUCCGUCUCAAAUUGGAAAGCUGAAUCGAAAUGUCUUGCAAACCAGAAGCGAUUGUUGCGUAGAUAUGCAGAAUGGGAGUGCUGGAUUCUAAAUUCGAUUCAACACAUUAGUUAUGGUCUCAUGCAUCAUGCUGUCAUGAUUGUCUAUGUGCUCACACUAGUUUUUCGAUUGCCAUACUGAUGUUUCUCUCUGUGUGUUUGGAAGAUUAGCAAAUUCCUCGAACUUGUAUUGUACAAUAGCUCAAUAAGUCUGCAGCUAAUAGACACAGAUUUGUCAC